UCAUAAAAACAUAGACUUUUUUCCAGAAUGGUUUUGGUUUCUUUUUCAGAUUUAAAUGUUUGAUCCAUGUGGAAUUUAUUUGGUGUUAAGCAGUGAGGGAGAGAGCCAAUUUCUAUUUUUCCAAGUAGCCAUCCAGUUGUCUCAACACCAUUCCGCUAGAAAACUUUCCGCACGCAUCAGUAGGGGCCACCUCAAGAGCACACGUGGACCCCGCAGGCUGCAGGGUCCCGAAGCCCCACCCACCCGGGGCACUGGGGAAUCCACGACACGUGUGGAUCCGGGGCCCGGGCCGAGGACCUCUCCGACCAGCUCCGCCCACUCCGAGAACAAGGCCCCGCCCCAGAAAAGGACCAGGCUCCAGCUUCCGACCGCGGCGAGCCGUCUUCACGCCCCGCCCGGAAAGUAAAUCGGGGCCUUCCGGAACGCUCCGAGGUGACACAUGUGGUGAUGGAGCAGACCUCAGUGAAGGAGGCCAUCUGCUGGCAGGAGCACAUGGCUGCUGCUCUCCCAUGCUGCCCCCGCCCAGCUCUGCUGGACAUCAGCUGGUUCACAGAAAGCAUGGCAGCUGGGCAGCCUGUCUCUGUGGAGGACCGGCACCGCCUGGAGGUGGUUGAGCCCAAGAAUGAGCCCCCAAGCCCACUGUGGGUGUCGAUUUAUGCCUGCCAGCGUCCCACCCCCCUCACACACCAUAAUACCAUCCUCUCGGAGGCCUUGGAGACUCUGGCAGAGGCAGCAGGCUUCGAAGGCAGUGAGGGUCGCCUUCUCUCCUUCCGCAGAGCGGCCUCUGUGCUCAGAGCCCUUCCUUGCCCUGUCACAUCCCUAAGUCAACUGCAGGGAUUGCCCCACUUUGGAGAACAUUCUUCCAGGGUUGUCCAGGAGCUACUGGAGCAUGGAGUGUGUGAGGAAGUGGAGAGAGUUCGUUGCUCAGAGAGGUACCAGACCAUGAAGCUCUUCACCCAGAUCUUUGGGGUUGGGGUGAAGACUGCCAACCGCUGGUACCAGGAAGGGCUGCGAACCCUGGAUGAUCUCCGAGGACAACCCCAGAGACUGACCAAGCAGCAGAAAGCAGGGCUCCAGCACCACCAAGACCUAAACACUCCAGUUGGACGGCCUGAUGCUGAGGCUCUUCAGCAACUGGUAGAGGCAGUAGUGGUACAGGCCCUGCCUGGAGCCACUGUCACGCUGACUGGUGGCUUUCGAAGGGGGAAGUUGCAGGGCCACGAUGUGGACUUCCUCAUUACCCACCCUGAGGAGGGCCAGGAGGAGGGAUUGUUGCCCAGAGUGGUAUGCUGCCUGCAGAGCAAGGGACUCAUCCUGUACCAUCAGCACCACGCCAGCCACUUAGGGUCCCCGACUCAGCUGACCCGGCGGAGCCACACCCUGGAUGCCUUUGAGAGGAGUUUCUGCAUUUUCCGCCUGCCACAAUCCCCAGGAGCUGUUUUGGGGGGUGUUCUGAAGCCCUGCUCAGCCUGGAAAGCUGUGAGGGUAGAUCUGGUGGUUGCCCCCAUUAGCCAGUUCCCUUUUGCUCUGCUUGGCUGGACUGGAUCCCAGGUAGGUUAUGUGCUGCUGAGACUGCCAGGGCCAGGGUGGGCCAACCAUACUGAGGGCAGUUACUUCCCCCAGCUUUUUGAGCGGGAGCUGCGCCGAUACAGCCGGAAAGAGAAGGGACUAUGUCUGAACAGCCAUGGACUCUUUGACCCAGUGCAGAAAACAUUUUUCCAUGUGGUUUCUGAAGAAGACAUCUUCAGACACCUGGGCCUCAAGUACCUGCCCCCAGAGCAGAGAAAUGCCUGAUCCAGUUCAUCUGCCUCCAUUCCUCUUCAGAAAUGAGGUACUGCUGGACACUUGACUGAAUAUCUCCAAGCAGAAGAUAUACUGCCACCCCACAUCCUCACCUCCACAUGGAAAAGUCUUCACCUAUGGGAGCUUCUGUGAGGUGGGACCUUCCUCACUCUCCAGCCUUAUAGCUGGAGUCAGCUUUCAACCUCCCCAGGCCUUAGGUUCCCACCCCGGGUCAGGAAAUCUGAACAGUGUUCAUGUCAUGGAGCUGUGACAGAGCCUGCAGUCCCAGUGCAAGCAAUCAAGGAGAGAUGUGGUUGCUGUGUCUUCUGUACGGUGCCCCACAUUCAUAAGUGCCCAAGAGAGAACCAUGUAUCUUUGCCCUGCACUUGAGCCAUGGGGUGGAAGCUGUAGUUCUUGUUGUGAGGAGUCCUCUGUGGAGGUGAAAGGGGUAUGCUGCAGGCUGGAGUGGGUGAAGGCCCAUCAAGAGAACUUUCAGUGCUGGGAUUUUGGCACUACAGCCCCUACCCAGGCUUCCUGCUUCUGCCUUUAAGACCUGUACUCUGCAUACUUCAAAACAGGUCACACUCUGCCACUUCUUGCUCAUAGUCCUAUGGCAGUUCCAAACCCAGAAGUCUCCCCUGCUAGGGCUCUAGCAUUUCUGCUACCCCUGACAACCUCAUCUGUACUCCCCUCUCAACACCCCCCACCCCACCCCUCAGUUGCUUCCUGUUUCACCGGUUCCUACUGAUGUGCUCAGCCCCCAUGUGGCUGACUCCCUCGCUUCUCUGAGGCAGAAGCACUGAAAUGGGCUGGGCACACAGGUGACCUAUGUGUUCCUUGAUCUCCUUUAGGGCCUUUGCCACUCUGGAACUCCUUCAGGACUUGACUCAAGGUCAUCUUGUCAGUCAUAGCUUCCCAGAUACUCAUCACAUCAAAAAGUGUUUACAAUUAAUGUGAAAUAAAAUGGAAUCUUUUAGGGUAUGUUUUUAUGAGCUUUAACACAGGUGUAGACUCUGCUGCCUCAGGACACAACAGGUCUGUCCCCCAAAACAUUGCCUUAUACCAUUGCAUUAUGGCUACAUGCUUCUUAUCCCAACUCACUCAUUUUGUUCUCUGUCCCUGCUGCUUUGCCUUCUCCAGAAUAUCAUAGAAGUGGAAACAAAUCCUUCCUGUUACUUGCUUCUCUCAGCAUGCCUUGGAGAUAUACUCAGGUUGUUGCAUGUAUUGAUAGUUUAUUUUUCUUUAUUGCACAUAAUAUUCCAUGCCAUGGGUGUUCCAGGGUUUAUCUGUUCAGCUAUUCAAGAAGGUUUAGAUUGUUUCCAGGGUUUGAUGAUUAUGAAUAGAGCUACUGUAGCCACAUGUGUAUAAAUUAGUGUGUAACAUACAUUUUCAAUUCUCUUGGAUAAAUAUGAAGGUAUAGGAGUAUUGGGUUAUAUGAAAAAUAUGUUUAUAAGAAAGAAUUAAAUUAUUCAGAAUGCCUGUGCCAUUUUUCAGUUUACCAACAGUGUGAGCCACCCAUGUAAGUUAAACAUUUUCUAGUAGUAGUCAGCACUUGAUAUUUUUGGUGUUUAUUUUAGCUGUUCUAUAGUAGAUCAGUAGCACUAACUGCCUUCCUUCUUUUCUUUCUUUCCCUUACUUUCUGGGGAUUGAAACCAGGGCCUUGUGAAUAUUAAGCACACACUCUACCAUUGAGUUAUAAUCCCAGGCCU
This is a messenger RNA of Sciurus carolinensis (gray squirrel), 3491 nucleotides long. It is a transcript of the gene Polm, whose product is annotated as DNA polymerase mu. The coding region runs from base 448 to 1794 and encodes 448 amino acids. NCBI's taxonomy places the organism in Eukaryota, Metazoa, Chordata, Mammalia, Rodentia, Sciuridae. Gene Ontology annotation, biological process: double-strand break repair via nonhomologous end joining. The transcript is spliced from 10 exons. Gene Ontology annotation, molecular function: DNA binding; DNA-directed DNA polymerase activity. The record is from RefSeq and is a predicted model, not a curated record. Gene Ontology annotation, cellular component: nucleus.